Messenger RNA from Cucurbitaria berberidis CBS 394.84, 1476 nucleotides. RefSeq lists its product as uncharacterized. NCBI's taxonomy places the organism in Eukaryota, Fungi, Ascomycota, Dothideomycetes, Pleosporales, Cucurbitariaceae. The record is from RefSeq and is a predicted model, not a curated record. The transcript has 7 exons. Bases 1 to 1476 code for a protein of 491 amino acids. Gene Ontology annotation, molecular function: metal ion binding.
AUGGCGGAUCUCGAUGCCUUCUUGCACGAAAUGCAACGCUUUCGAGCAUCUGACGAGGCUAGGGAGCACCUCGUUAGCGAAAUUCUUGCAAGAUACAAGAGUUUAUCUGAGGAGCAUACCCAUCUCAAGAACGAUUAUUUGAGCGAGCGAGAUAUUAGGCGAAACUACCAGAGAACCGUAGAAGAGAAGCAGAAUUUGGUCGGCGAGUACGAACGCCAGCUGGAGUCUAGCUCGUUCGUUUUAGCACUGAUUGAUGGCGACGGAGCUAUUUUCCAAGAUGCCCUACUGCAGGCUGCUGUUGGCGAUGGCGGGUCUGAGGCUGCUUCACGCCUCCAGUACAUGAUCCGCAAUCAUGUUGCCACUCUAUACAGUAAAUCUGAUAACUGGCCUAUCAUGGUCCAGAUAUAUCUAAGUCUCGAUAAGCUCGCGAGUAAAUUAGCGCAGGUCGGACUCCUCCGCUCCCCGCCAGAGCUUCGAGCGUUUGUGCAGCGAUUCAACGUCAACCAGCCGCUGUUUAGUAUUAUUGAUGUCGGUCAAGGCAAAGAGCGAGCCGACUACAAGAUCAAAGAAAUGCUUCGUACAUUCAGUGACAAUCCCACCUGUCGACACAUCAUCUUUGGCGGCUGCCAUGACGCCGGCUAUCUUCUAAAUCUUGAGCAGUUCAAGCAUGAUAUAUCCAAAGCGGCUCGCAUCACGUUGCUAGAAACGACACCUGCGUAUCGAGGCUUCACUGAGCUGUCGAAUUUCAAGCACACUCGCUUUGAUGCUGUAUUCAGGUCUGAGCCUUUAGCCGACUAUGCAUCACCUACUACUACUUUUGCACAGCCGUCGAUGCAAGGUCCUACCCAGCCUCCUCCCGGCUUCCGCACGAUGACCAAAAAUGGCUCGCCCACAGUAACUCCAAAGUCAUCGAUCACCAGCCCUUCGCCCAGCACGACCCCUGUGUCCACCGCAGUCACCGAAUCUAACAGCGACUCUUCUUGGGCUACCGUUGGGAAAAAUGGUGCACCUACGAACGGGAGCAUUUCGAUCGCACCUAGCAACACCAAGAUGAAUGCAAGGAAGAAAUACGCUUAUUACAACAAAGAUGGUCAAAGGCUUGAUGAGCCACUACCUCCAAAAGAUCCCGCUGCUGCAGCUUCGCUCGAGGCACGUAUGAAGAAGGGCGGUAAAAAGAUGUGCAAUCAUUGGCAUCUUGGAGGCCACUGCGAGAACGGAAGUUUUUGCAACUUCCAACACGAGCCUAAACUUACCCCGGCUGAACUUAACGCUUUACGCUACAAGACGCGUAGUUUGGCCUGCAAGAACAAGUUUUGCGAGAACAUUGACUGCUAUCUGGGCCAUCAGUGCGCUCUUGAACGUGAUCAGGGAUACUGCCAGUACCCAGACCACUGUCAUCUUCGCGGUACUCACGGUAUGGAUAGAGUGAAGUAUGUCAGAUAUGACAAGGACGGAAAUGAGGAUUACGCGCCGUAG